Molecule: messenger RNA, 1126 nt
Organism: Phymastichus coffea
Lineage: Eukaryota; Metazoa; Arthropoda; Insecta; Hymenoptera; Eulophidae
Product: histone H4
Exons: 2
Coding region: 344-655 (103 amino acids)
Biological process (GO): nucleosome assembly
Cellular component (GO): nucleosome
Molecular function (GO): protein heterodimerization activity; structural constituent of chromatin; DNA binding
Source: RefSeq, a predicted model, not a curated record
CGAAGAGCGACGGUUCCAGGCCUAUAACGAUGAGGCUUCUUUACUCCACCGGUUGCUGGUGCACUUUUGCGAGCAGCUUUGGUGGCAAGUUGUUUUCUAGGAGCCUUUCCUCCUGUUGACUUGCGAGCGGUUUGCUUGAUUCUCGAGAAAGCUAGGCUUUUCUGAUUGGUCGAAAUUUUAUGGUAGGGCUCACGUUAAGGGUGGCUGAGAUUCGUUUGGAAGGCAGUGCGGUAGUGGGGGGACUCCACAGUUCUGAGGGUAUAAAUUAGAGUAAAGUCCGCACCAAAUUCAUUAGUUUUCGGCGUUCUACGAAAGUGUGAACUAAGUUACUGUUGGAAUAAUCAUGACUGGUCGAGGAAAAGGAGGAAAAGGUUUGGGAAAAGGUGGUGCCAAGCGUCAUCGCAAAGUUUUGCGUGACAACAUCCAGGGUAUCACCAAGCCUGCUAUCCGUCGUCUAGCUCGUCGUGGUGGAGUCAAACGCAUCUCUGGGUUAAUCUACGAAGAAACUCGUGGUGUUCUCAAAGUGUUUCUUGAGAACGUCAUCCGUGAUGCUGUCACCUACACUGAACAUGCUAAGAGGAAGACUGUGACCGCCAUGGAUGUCGUCUACGCUCUUAAACGUCAAGGCCGUACUCUUUAUGGUUUCGGCGGUUAAAUUUUUCAUCGUCAUUUAAAGCAAAUCGGCCCUUUUCAGGGCCACCAAUGAUUUUAAACGUUGAAUAUCCUAUUAACUAGACAUUACCAAAUAAAAAAAUUCUAUAAAAUUGUCAUGAAAAUAUACAUAAAAAUGAAAAUAUUUUGAAUAUACUAUUUUAUGGUCAAAAAACGACACAAUAAAAAUGUAAUUAACAGGUUAUGGGAAAGCCUCGAAAUCAAUAAAAUUUGAAAUGUUUACCCUCAUCGAUAGAUAAACAUUUAAGAAGUAAUCCGACAGUCUCAGAAAUUAUUUAUUAAAAACCACGAAAAUUAUGUUUACGGUAGAUUUGGGAACGUUGUACUGCGAUAACAAAAUGACAUGGCGUCGAUAAGCAGCGAGUUUAAAUAAUUUGUGCUCCAUAAUAUCAACUUAUUUUUUUAAAUAAAUUAUAGGUAAUGUAUUAAGAUUAAAAAAAAUAAAUAUUGUUAA